AUGAAUAAAUCUAAAUUAUUUGCUUCCUUAAAUAAAUGGAUUUAUUUAAGUGAUAUCAUAAAAUUUUAAAAAAUAAAACAUAUUUUAAUCUACAAAAAAUAAAAAUAUAAUUAUAAUUUUUCAUAAAUCAAAAGAUAGAUCCUAAAAUAUAUUAAUAAUAUUAGUUUUAAUAUAAGUAUCUUCAUUUAUUUAUCAGCGAUCAAUCUCCUUAGCAAUUAAGGACUAAAGCAUAGCAGUACAUAGAAUACCAACCGUCACCAUAACCAGUAAGUCCAAUAUCACAGCAAAGAUAUCUAUUAUAUUGGUAGUAGUUAAAACUGUUACCGCCACUAGCUUCGCAAGCAUUAAUACACUUGGUGUUGGCUUUUGUGUAAUAGGUAGGAAUAGGAGCAUUAGUAGUUGAUUUUAUUCCACUUCCAAUCAGCAUUGGUACACCUCUGA
Molecule: messenger RNA, 441 nt
Organism: Tetrahymena thermophila SB210
Lineage: Eukaryota; Ciliophora; Oligohymenophorea; Hymenostomatida; Tetrahymenidae
Exons: 1
Source: RefSeq, a predicted model, not a curated record